Messenger RNA from Chroicocephalus ridibundus (black-headed gull), 2168 nucleotides. RefSeq names its product cytochrome c oxidase assembly protein COX11, mitochondrial. Gene Ontology annotation, molecular function: copper ion binding. The transcript is spliced from 4 exons. The record is from RefSeq and is a predicted model, not a curated record. Gene Ontology annotation, cellular component: mitochondrial inner membrane. NCBI's taxonomy places the organism in Eukaryota, Metazoa, Chordata, Aves, Charadriiformes, Laridae. Bases 22 to 813 code for a protein of 263 amino acids.
CCGCCCGGCGCCGGCAGCGGCAUGGGGCUGUGCGGGCGGGGCUGGGCGCGCUGCGGGGGCCUGCGGCUCUCCGGGGGGCCGGGCCCCCUCUGGGCCCUGGCGCUGGGACGGGCCCUUCCUCGGCCGGGCCCUGCCGGCGGGUGCCCGGGGGGUGAGGCUCGGUUCGGCCUCUGGGCGGCGGCCCCGCCGGGGACCCGCGGGUUGCGGAGCUCCAACCCCUUCACCCGCAGGCAGGAGGAAGAAUGGCGGCGCCGGAACCGGUCGGCGCUGGCUUACAUCGCGGCCGCCGCCGUGGGCAUGGUGGGCAUGUCGUACGCGGCCGUGCCGCUCUACCGCCUGUACUGCCAGGCGACGGGGCUGGGCGGAACGACGGGCGCGGGCCACAGCGCGGAGCAGAUCGAGAGGAUGGAGCCGGUGCGGGACCGCGUCAUCAGGGUCACCUUCAACGCGGACGUGCAUUCCAGCAUCCAGUGGAACUUCAAGCCCCAGCAGAGCGAAAUCUACGUGGUACCAGGAGAGACCGCACUGGCCUUUUAUAAAGCGAAAAAUCCUACUGACAAACCAAUAAUUGGAAUCUCUACCUACAACGUAAUACCCUUUGAAGCAGGACAGUAUUUCAAUAAAAUACAAUGUUUUUGCUUUGAAGAACAGCGGCUAAAUCCUCAAGAAGAAGUGGACAUGCCGGUCUUUUUCUACAUUGAUCCAGAAUUUGCAGAGGACCCUAAAAUGGCUAAAGUUGAUUUGAUCACCCUCUCUUACACCUUUUUUGAAGCCAAGGAAGGACAGAAGUUACCACUUCCUGGAUAUCAGUAAUGGGCAAUCUCUAGACAAUUGGACUUCUGCUACCUGGCCACCAGUUUUGAAACCAUUUUUCAAUGGAAGGAGAAACUGCGGGAGUACUGUGCCAUGUGACGUUAUAUUAUUAAAGCACCAUGGGCCCAUGCUACUGUUCUGAAAGGAUAUAUUUCUAUUUUUUUUUUUGUUUACAAAAACUUAACGUAGUUGUAAUAUUUUUUCUUAGGGAUAGUAUUUCUUCAUCAGACAAUAGAAGGGAACAUGCUGUUCCUGGAAGAGAGGGGGUUUUCUCAAGCCAUCUUUUUAUAAGCUGAUACAUGUUAUCUAAAUACUGUGAGGCAAAUUUUUAAACCUAAGUGUAAAUUGAGAUCUUCAUUUGAAUAUAGAGGAACAAAUCAGUUUAUUAAGCACCUUAAAUUGCAUUGCUGUCUCUAAAGAAUAACUUCCAUGUAAGAUACUUUAUAAAAAGGUAAAAACAGGUAAUCAGCUCAUGAACUCUCAAAACUAAACAAAGUUAGACUGUAUUGCUAUGUAACCCUCCCAUGGCACAGGAGGAUAUGAUGAGUCAGAAUACACUGCACCCUCUCGAAUUAUUACUGAAUCAGUAGUUCAUUUGGUAAGAGCAGACUGCUCUAAAACUGUUAUCAUUUGAAUGAGGAACAGUAAUUUAAAUGUAAGCACGUCAAAGCUGUGGUAUGGUUUCCAUUUAGAAAUACCAUCUUCAAAUUUCCAUGUUGUGUUCAAUUCAUUUAAAAUACCUGUACUGCUAAUGACUGCUCUUUCACUCGGCAGAGGGCUGUACACCACGCAUCUCUACACAGAGACAAGCUUGGCUGAUGUAUGAAAUGCUUUGAAGGGAAAGGCAGCGCCCUAAACAACUGCUCUAAAUUGCAGGCUAAAUUACUAGCAUAGGAGUCUCCUCAGAAACCCAAAGGAAAUCAAGCCCAUUCAGAGAUUAAGUCCAACAAAGCCUGCCCAGCAGCAUCAGUUGCUCAGCGGUACUCCUGGGUUCUCUGUUUACCACCAGAACACGUAAGCCUGCAUUUAUGUAACUUUUCAUCAUUAUCUGUGAGGUAGGGAUAACUAUCAUAGCUUUGGAAAGGAGGAGUUGCAGAGCGAGUUUAAAUGACCUGCUCAUUUUCAGACAGGAAUUAAUCUCAGCCAAGUAUCUCAUCUGCUAGGCCAGUUCUUUCUACCCCAUUCGGCAAAUGAGAUCUAACAAAGACAGACUACUGUUGGUUUGUUUGGACUCUAAAAAGGUAAUAGGUAUAUCAGAAAUAACUUCCAGUUAUUUUUAUCUCAAUUCUGUUUGCAUACAAUAAUUUAAAAAGUGCUUUUUUUUGAAAAUAAAUGGAUGCUACCUUUAAAAUGCA